CACCCUAUGUUGCCCAGGCUGGUCUUGAACCCUAGGGCUCAAGCGAUCCUCUCGCCUUGGCCUCCCAAAGGGCUGGGAUUACAGGCGUGAGCCACCGCUUCCGGCCAAAAGAGGGCUAUGGGGCACCCCCAGAACGCGAGAUCCCCCUCGUCUGUCAUCUUUACAGGGGAGGAAGUGGACUCCCAAUCCAGCCAUAGUCCAUUCGCCCCGGGUACAGUGACUGCGGGGCGGCCAGAACCAAAUGUGUCUCCUUCUGGCUUUUGCAUGGCAUCAAGCAACCAGCGCCAGGCCGCACAGCUGCCCUGGCUUUCGGCGAGGACUCGUGCGAGCGCGGUGCAAGCGGUUCCGGAGUCCCAUGGCGGGAGUUGAGGCAGCGGAUUCCGAGAGCGGGGUGGGGCUGAAUCGGGAGGGAGCCGGUGGAACGCACUGCGCAAACUGCGCCGGCGCCCGCACUCAGCUGUUGACUAAUCUUUCUUCCUGCUCACCCCUGAAAGUGGUCCAGGCGGCGGUCUCUUUUCUCUGCCUUUUUGUUUCCCUACGGCGAGUCGGCAUGAGGGUGAAUUUCCGUUUCCGGCAGUGUUCAAGCAGACUUAGGGAGUCGUAGUUGUGAGCAGGUUCGGUGCCACGGGCUGGGAUAGGCGGACGUGGGGUCCCUGGCUCUGGGGCACUGGGAAGAUCUCGAGUAGUGCGCGUGGGAAGGUCCUCCCCCGGUCCUCCGGGUCAUCUUUGCUCCCAAGGGGCAGCAUAUUUAGCAUCUGCCGGAGGUGUGCCCGGGGGUCGUUGGGAGAGUGACGGGAUGAAUCCCUGCAGAGAGCCGGGACUGGGAGGGAAGGUGUCGGGGAGACGGGGAAGGUGUCGUUUCCUGGCGACAUGGCCCCCGCAAGCGACUUAGACCUGAGCCGAAUCUGUUGACCCCAAAUUGUGCUUUUCCCACCGAGAAGAGAAGGGAGAGAAACAGUACAAGUUCGGCACUAAAACAUAGUAGAGAAGCAACAUAACCUCUGAAAUCACACAGCUAUUCAGUUUCAAAGCGUUCCUAGUGCCCAGCUCUCCUAACUCCCGGUUACCAACUUGUUGUUGGUAAAUAGCCACUAUGGAGACUGAGGACCAGAAGAAACACAGAAAGAAAAACAGUGGACCCAAAGCUGCAAAGAAAAAGAAGCGGCAUCUGUAGGAUCUCCAGCUAGGAGACAAAGAUGCCGGGAAGAGAAAUCCCAAAGCUUUUGCAGUUCAGUCUGCUGUGGGGAUGGCUCAAUCCUUUCACAGGGGUAGAAGAUUUUGCCAUGAGUGACAUCGGUUUCCUCCCAGACCCUUGCGCUCUUCCUGAACAACGAAAGAAUAAGAAGGAGCAGCUGGUUUAUGUGCCUUUUUCUGGAGUUGGGCGAGUGCUGUAUGACAAAGACGCUAUCUAUGUUGACCUUGGUGGCAGCCACGGUUUUCAGGCACAGCUUUGGAGUUUAACCCUUCUACCAAUCCAGAGGCAAGCACAAUAUACCAUGGGAACUGUCAAAGAGAUGGUGAGACAACAUUGUCUGUAUCUCUGUGUAUUAUCCUGUGGGACUUUGUUGAGGCUUCUUUGGACCAUUCUCUUCCUUUUCUCAAUAAAAGCUCAAAUAUCCCAACUUUCCAGCACCCAUCUUAUUUUUUCUUUGUACCUAUCCACAUGGUACAUAAGUGAAGGAACCAGGUGAGUACCUAAUUGUUUCCUUUGUUAAAGUAGGUAAAUCUCAGGACAGUUCAUAUUCAGAUAUUCGGGGAUUUCUUAUUUAAAAUCAGAAUGGAGGUUGCCAUGGGAGAGGCUGUAUGAUAUUCUUAAUGGGCUGCUGUAAGUCACUUUGAUAGAGGCUGCUUAGUUUCUUCUAACUGUAAUUUGAACACAGGAGGAGGAAAUAAAAGGAGGGUGCUUAAAAUAAUUGUGAAAGGUGUGAAACAUCACGGCCAGGACUGCAGAAAAAUGGUUGUGUGGGGGUAGGGGAUGGUUUGUCAAAGAACUUUACCCAUGAGGCUCUGAUUACUUUAAAAUUCUUACUUUAACACAAUAUGUGUCUCCAGAUUUAUUCUGGGGACUUAACAGACUUUAUUUACCUCCUUAUUCUACAAGAGAGGUGGGGAUUGGUUCAUGGUCAAAACUAUCAAAACAUGGAAUGUCAAUGUAGACUUUUAAUAUGUAAUAUAAAGAUUGCAGGUUAAAAAUGUCAGACCUUCCCUGUAAGAGUGUUCGUUGCUGUGGCUCCCCAUUUGUCCUUUCCCCUCCUGACAAUAGCAUCUUAUUGAAAGAUAAGAAAGUUAGAGUUUUGGCCGGGUAUGGUGGCUCACUCCUGCAAUCCCAGCACUUUGGGAAGCCGAGGUGGGCGGAUCACCUGAGGUCAGGAG
Messenger RNA from Chlorocebus sabaeus (green monkey), 2373 nucleotides. NCBI's taxonomy places the organism in Eukaryota, Metazoa, Chordata, Mammalia, Primates, Cercopithecidae. The record is from RefSeq and is a predicted model, not a curated record.